Molecule: messenger RNA, 492 nt
Organism: Mytilus trossulus (common blue mussel)
Lineage: Eukaryota; Metazoa; Mollusca; Bivalvia; Mytilida; Mytilidae
Exons: 4
Coding region: 1-492 (163 amino acids)
Molecular function (GO): metalloendopeptidase inhibitor activity
Source: RefSeq, a predicted model, not a curated record
AUGUAUAUUCAAGAUGAUUUAUCCAAUAACUUUGCGACCUGGAAUUAUACAUUUCAAAUUAUUUUCAAAAUGAAGGGAAUCACCGAAAGAGUUGGACACGAUGUUGUUGUAGAGACAGCAGGAAAUAGUGGAGCCUGUGGUGUACGCUUUACUGUCGGAAAGUCUUAUAUCGUAACGGGAAGAAAAAGAUCCGAUGGAAUGAAAGAAACUGAUUCCUGCAGUUUUAUAAGUCAACUGAACAAUCUGUCACCAUAUCAAUCGUUUUACCUGUUUACAAGAGGUUCCUUUUCGUACAAUAGAAACUGUAGAAGAGGAUGCAAAAUUGGUCCAGAGUCAAAAGGUUGUGGAUAUCAGAAGGAAAACGAAGAUUAUACGACUACCGAAUGCCUGGAUAACAAAGCGCUGUGUCAAAGAAAAGGACGGCAGUGCCGCUGGGUUAAUAACGAAACCUGUAAACCCAUGUAUUUCAUCACGCGGACUUCAGGGGGCUGA